Molecule: messenger RNA, 912 nt
Organism: Eimeria maxima
Lineage: Eukaryota; Apicomplexa; Conoidasida; Eucoccidiorida; Eimeriidae
Product: SAG family member
Exons: 3
Coding region: 1-912 (303 amino acids)
Source: RefSeq, a predicted model, not a curated record
AUGCGGCGUUUCUGUUUCGCCGUACUUGCAGGCACGGCUGCCGCCGUGCCUGCGCUCUUCACAGAGGCACAAGCCGACGCCAACAAGAAAUUUUCGGCCGUCGACUGCUCGGAGCAGAUGAACAAGGAGAGAGAACCUAUGGGAUUUCCUAAGUUUACUGCCCUAGAUACAUCAAAACCGUCUUCUGCAAUUACAGCAGUCAAAACGACUGAGCUUUGUGCUAGUAUAAAAGCGGGUACGGAUCCUGGUAUAUGGCUAACAACAACUGAGGCUGAUGUGACUAUAGCAGCAGCAAUUCAAAGCUCAGAAACAGGCGAUUGUGCAGCAGCAACAAAGCAAUGGAAGGGAGCACUAAAGACAGUAGGAGAUUCUUUACCACCUGCCUAUGCACCCGGAAAAGACAUAUACGAAAGUCUGGAUGUUGUAUCGUUAAUGAGUCUUUAUACACCUAAAGAUGGAGUAGCAGUCGCAUGCACUGUCAUACAAUGCCCACAAAAAAGCCCUUCAGCAGAUGGAAGCACCAGUGGUGACAGCAACACCAACACCGAACCGAGCAAACCCCAAGUCCCAACAGAACCUCCCGCCGACGGCAGCGGUGGCGGCAGCAGUGGUGGUAACGGUGAGGGUGGCGAAGAAGAUUUAGAGAAGGAGAAGGGAAAAGGCGAUGUAUCGAAGCUACAACAAGCCGAGGGUUCAGCGCCAGUAACAGCAUCAGCAGUAACAGCAGGAGCAGGAGGAGGGGCAGCAGUACCAUCACCACCACCAGCAGCAGCAAGAGGAGGAGUUAGGGGAGGAAUGACAAUUCGUCGAUUGGAAGAAGUAGAAACGGGGACACAAGGAGAGCCUUUUAAUGCCCUUGUUUGUCUAUUCACACCUAAAACACUUACUAAAGGAACUGCACCUUUCCAGUAA